Molecule: messenger RNA, 1122 nt
Organism: Cucurbita pepo subsp. pepo (vegetable marrow)
Lineage: Eukaryota; Viridiplantae; Streptophyta; Magnoliopsida; Cucurbitales; Cucurbitaceae
Product: Phospholipid/glycerol acyltransferase family protein
Biological process (GO): phospholipid metabolic process
Source: RefSeq, a predicted model, not a curated record
GCACAGUUAACCUACAAGCUAUAACUUCGAUCGAACUGCAGCAUUGUGUCGGCUUGGGCGGGUGGCGCUACCUCCGCAAUAGACAAGGUCGACGGACGACCGGGCAUUGUGUGGGUCUGAGGCAUGAGCACGGAGCCCUACGGCGGGCAUGGGACGACGGCAUAUGGAGUGGGCAGGGCGAACGGACCACAUGUGGGGAAUUCCGAGGAAAAUGAUGUUCAUGGCAGUGGGGGCUUUCGCCAAGACUGUAGCAAACCUUCUAAACACCACUUCCGUCCGCAACUCCGAUACCCUCCUUCGACUUGUCCGAUACCGACCUCCCGGAGUGCCGCUCAUCACUGUUAGCAAUCAUAUGUCCACGUUAGACGAUCCAGUGAUGUGGGGAUUCAAAGGUUUUCCUACCUCUGACGCAACAUUGGGUAGGUGGGUGCUGGCCGCGGAGGAUAUAUGCUUUAAGAACACAGUGCUAUCUUAUUUCUUCCGAUUAGGAAAAUGCAUACCUAUUACUAGGGGUGCUGGAAUCCAUCAAAAAUAUAUGGAUGAAGCACUUGAGCACUUGAGGAAUGGAGAAUGGCUCCAUACAUUUCCUGAAGGCAAAGUGACCCAGGAAGAUGUGCCCAUCCGACGAUUAAAGUGGGGAACAUCUAGUCUUAUUGUUCGUUCUCCUGUAACACCAAUAGUUCUGCCUAUCGUCCAUCGUGGCUUUCAGGAGAUAAUGCCUGAAAACUAUAUCUUUGGUAGGAGACCUGUUGUUCCCUUGUGCAGUAAGAAGAUUGAGAUUAUUGUGGGAGAGCCUAUUCAUUUCGACCUACCUAGCAUGAAGCAGAUGGCUAUUUCCAUGUCGCGUAAUUGUUCCUCUCCUCUACUAGGAUGGCCUGCCACGGAUGAACCAACUGGACUGGAUGAGGCUGCGCAGAGAUUCUUGUAUGCUUAUAUCUCAGAUCAAAUUCGAGGUUUUAUGGAGAAACUACGUGCUCUGAAGAUUUAAUUUUGCCUCAACAAAUUCAUUGCAUUGUUUAGAUUAAAAACUCUUAUUUGUAACUCAAUUCCUUUGUAUUGAAUUUCAACAUUAUUUUCAUUUUCAAGGUCUAUAUUAAGAAGGUAGGCAAACAUGAAAACCAA